Toxoplasma gondii ME49 is the source of this 7542-nucleotide messenger RNA. It is a transcript of the gene AP2IV3, whose product is annotated as AP2 domain transcription factor AP2IV-3. NCBI's taxonomy places the organism in Eukaryota, Apicomplexa, Conoidasida, Eucoccidiorida, Sarcocystidae. Gene Ontology annotation, molecular function: DNA-binding transcription factor activity. The coding region runs from base 2111 to 6220 and encodes 1369 amino acids. The transcript has a single exon. Gene Ontology annotation, biological process: regulation of DNA-templated transcription. The record is from RefSeq and is a predicted model, not a curated record.
GCUAACAUCAUUGCGCAACGCUUUAGCAGAGAAUCGUAUUCAGCUGCCGCAUGUGCGUCAAGAACCAGGUUACUCAGUACCAUCAAAAUGCAAACAUGCUCCACCUGUGCAACUAGAACAAUCAAACCGAAGUCACUGGUGGGAAUCGGCUCUCCCCGUUGUACGCACUUGAUUAACACAUUCAGUCGGUACGCAUGAAAAUGGGGUAGCAUGGAGAGGGAUGGGCGUGAGAAGCACUUGUCUGCCAUAACAGUGGAACGACUUGUUCACUUUAGAGGAUUCAACAUAGAUAAAGGCGGCCUCUAAUGGAACGCACUAAUACCCAGCGAGUGACUCAGCAGACUAUCGUAUUACCGGGAUGCUGAGGGACACUUCGACGUGGUGAUAACCGAUUUCUCCGUUUCGAAAAUAUGCUGACAAACCUUGUGAUGAUCGAAACACGAGUUUGCUGCUUUGGCACGAAAAAACGUUGAUUCGUCACAGCACUGCUGUGUGCAUCCCCCCCCGUUUCUGUCAACAAAAUGUUACUGCAAAACUGGUUAGAUAUCUCAAAACCAGUCUUCUUGCGGAACAGUUGCCCUCAGUCGAUGGCAGAUAAACCUCUGACGGAUUCUGGAUUCAGCUACGAGAAAAUCAAGAAAGUGUGGCACCCGUUUUUGAAUUUCUUCCGUUCGUCUGCGAGACUCGGAGAGACACAGAUCUGUGCAGACCGUGUCCGCAUGGGCUCGGAUUAAGAAGUUGCGCGGACCCCUAAGGGGGAGUUGGUUGUGCUCAUGAUGUUUUUUCUCUUCUCUUUUACAUGGAAUACUUGGCUUCUUUGCAAAAGACUGACCUCCUCUGCAGUCACAGAGAGGUUCAGAGGCCGGUGCGGCCUCUACUGUGCUAGACUUCUGGGAAUCCGUUGGGGUCGACCAGAAGCACAACUAACCAAGUAAGCGAGGGCCAUGUUUAGUCGCAUGCAGAAGGUUAGCCGUUCCGCAGUCAAACGGCGGUCCAGCCGCUCCGUGAGAUACAUCCUGCACACACUCCCACAAGGUUGUGAGGAGCGCGAGCGGCCCUCUUUCACCCGGAACACAUUUACCCUGUUUACUUGGCUGUUUGGCAAAACACAGGAAUUCACGGAUAUCUUUAACAAAUCGGAGUUUUCGUUCUGACAAACCCGUCUGUGGGGUCCGUGCUCGAGACGUGUCAGAGAGGUCGCGUGUCGCCGCGCGCGUUGUCUAUUGGUCGAUGCGGGAAGGGGGGCUCGUGUGAUUCCCCCCGAAAACGGCGAAGAUAUCAGUCGAUGCGUUCUUCCCAAACGGAAAUAUCUGUUUCCAGCCCGUUUGAAAAAAAAUGCUGUCGCAAGCCUGUCUGCGUUGAGGGUCGAGUCGGCACUCCCCUUCCAUCUGACGUAUAUUUCGCCUGGAGCAACCAAGUUCGGGGCCUCGUUGCGCUUUCCAACGUUGCGCAAACGCAUCGGGCACCCGGACCGCCUCCCUUCCCCUCCCAAAGCGGAUUCACCGCGCUAAACAAGCAGAGGACCCUGGCGAUGCGGAGACACGUUGCGCGGGGCGUCCGCAACGCUGCUGUUCUGAGGUUCCCGUUACGGAGGAAUCCGGAGCUCUGCUUCAACUGUUUUUCCAUGAAAUUCUCGUCACACCUUUUUGCUCCCUCCGAGUGAACGUGCAGCCUGAACACGCUGUGUUUGACGUCUCAACUUCGAAGUUGCCACGACUUCGUCGCCACCGUCCGAGGCGUGGCAAAUCUGCUCAACGUGGGCCGGAACCCUGUAGGCGUUUGCCCGUGCACGUCGCAGGAAGCCGAGAGUGUGACAAGUUUUUCAGCUUCGUCGGCUGAUUUGUUUGCGUCUGCUAAGCCGGAACGGUAAAUGAGUUAGUCCCCUUACAAGAAAGUGAAUGCCCAACUUUCGCCGUCUGCUACUGUCCCGGGGGUCUCCGUGCGUCUCCCGUCUUCAGAUGAACCAGAGAGCCCAUACGUCGAGUGCUGCGCCACACUCGUGCGUUGGCGCCGGUGCACGCGCUCUACCUGUCUAACCAUCCGUGUAUAUUGGUUGCAGCAGGCAAGCACUUGACAGGGAAAAAAGAAACGUAUAUCCUUCGGAAACCCCAUGGCGGAUGGCUCUCUAGUGAGGGUUACAAAGCCGAAAAGCAGCCGAAGCGGAGCCGGCGGCUCUGUGCCCCCGACUGUCUCGCUGUUUACCCCCUCUCUCUCCCCGCAACGGAACGGAUGCUACGGGGGACGUGCACGUCGGCACACAAAUGCAACUCCCAAAUGUGUUGAGCAGGUUAGCUUACAAUUCACUGUGAAACUGUCGCAAAAAGGCUCGAGUGGUGGUGCAGAAAAAGUUGGAAGCAAGGUCCUCCCUGGCACGCGGCUGCCCCAACUCAAGAGGAGCUUACGACGGACACCUCCGCGCCCGGCUGGUGCGGUUUCCGAGGGGGCAGAAAAUACACACGAAUGCUCAACAGAGAGCAGGCAUACAUCACAUGAGCACGCGUCUUACCCUCUGGAUGUGGAUGGAAGCAACGCGUUUGUUGCAACAGACGUGUUGAAGGCGACGGCGGAGAGCGUAUCAACGGUGGCUGCUGCAGCCCCUCUUAGCGCGGAUGAGCAUCCGGCCCACGAACGCUCUAACGUUGCGGAAAUGACGACGCCGUUCAAGGACCCCGAAGAAAAAAUCUUCAUCGAAGACAAACGAGGAGGUUCAAUCCAAGAGGAGAAUUCAUCGAUUUCGCGGCUGUCAUCAACCAGCACGGUGUGGCAUCAGGGUGAUGCGCUCAACAGAGAAAUGCGGUCUUUUUCUAGUGUUGGUUUCGAAGCCGAGGACUUGUUGCAAAGCGGCAUUCUCUUAUCCGAAGAAACUGACGAUUCAAAAGACAAGAAGCGCUCUUCGCCGGACCACUCUGCCGACGACACUGGCCAUUCCGUGCGUCCCGACAGGCGAGAGGCCACAGGACCGGUCUGUGGAAACAGCAGCGUGUCCAGCCGCGAACUGCCAUUGAGUUCUUCCUCGAUUCAGGGACCAGAAGAAAAUAGAGUCUUCAAGGCAGACAGUUCUGGCCGAGACGACGAGGGAGGCGACCAUCCGGUGCGCGGUUCGGUGCUUCGCUCUCUUGCCAUAGGCGCCUCUGAGGGAGGCGUGGCAGGCCUCAGCAACACGCUCUCAGGGUGGGGCGAGCCUGACGAUCUCAAGCCGCCAACCGAAAGUAACCUCAAGUGUCACGCCAGCACCGGGGGAUUUAUAGACCACAGUCGGAGCCCGAGAUAUUCGCAGGUCGGCAACGGUGACGUGAAGCCGCAAAGCCCGGUCACGAGUCCGUCGCACUCGGAGCACCUGAGUUCCUUCCUGCGCAGUCAACUGGCACAGCAGCUGGUGCUUCAGCAGCUUCAACAGGAUGACCUCCAGUGGCGGCGCCGACCUGAAGCUAGGGAGCUGGCCCGCAUUGGAGGACGCCUACAGGAAGCAGGCGGAACAGCGUCUUUUAGUUCUAACUCCCGCACGGGUGAAUACCGUACGAGUGGGGCCAGUGCAGCGUCGUGGGCAUCGCGCGCCAGUAAACAGGAGGAGGACGCACCAAAACCGAAACGGCCUACAGGAAUUGCAUCUUCGGAAACGGUUGCCAGCAUUUCCAUCACGGAUCGCCAGCAAUUUCGACCCUCUACGCAAGGCUUGCUUCUCUCAGAUUCCGCAGAAGCAGAUGCACUUGGAGAAAGUGACGAUGACAGUGGCGCCGCAGACGGUUACCUUCGCGGUGCGAAGCGACAACGAUGGGACUCCGAGGAAGAGGAAGACGAGGACGAAGAAGGCAGCGAGCCCAUUGACCCCAUGAACGACCCCGGAGAAGAGACACGAGUCCGCCUCAUCCGCGCGGCGCGGAAGUUCCCACCUUUCCGCGGCGUUUACUUCGACACUCGCCGUGGUAAUUUGUCUUGGCGAUGCAGCUGGAAGGUUCACGGAAAGAAGCGAAGCCGCAGCUGGAGUGUCAUGAAGUUCGGAAUGGAACGAGCGCGUGCAAAGGCCAUCGCUGAAAGGAUGAAACAUGCGCCGCAUUCCUACGCUCAGAGUCCGCCGUCAUCCAUGAACUCUCAAACCGACGGCGAGACAAGUCCGUCCCUCCGAGCGGCGGCCUUGCUUCCAGCCGUCGUGCGUCCUUCCCCAGGGGUCUCGCCCUCGUUGCGGUCUCACGGCGUGUUAACUCCAGUGGGUAUGGACUCCACGCGGUAUCACGGACCUCUGGGAGGCGGGCAGUACCCGUUACAGCCGUCGCGGAGUAGUCAAGUUUGUGCUGAGGAAGAACUAACAUGUGGAGUUAAGCGCUCUCUCGGGACGCAUGGCGGAGCACGAUCCAGUCUGAUUCAUGAGGAAGACCACGGUGACGAAGGCGAGCAGUUGACUGCAGUGCUGCGAAGGGUUUUGUCCAUGAAGGAGCCUCCGCGCUGCAGUCUACAGCGAAGUCACUCAAAAGCCUCCAAACUGUCCUGCCAAUCAGCACCGUGUCUGUGUGGGCGACCAGGCUAUUCGAAUGGAUCCCGUGAAGACAGGAAUGCGUUAUCUAAAGCGGAGCUUUCUUCCGUCCUUCAAGGUUGCAACUCGCUCCCUUGCGGCGCACGCAGGGUGAGAGUUCGAGAGGAGGCUGAACAGCUUUUUCGGUGUGCACAUUCUUCGCCAAAGCUCGACUACCCCUCUCUUCUCUCUGCUCCGGAGGGAGGAAGGCCGUCGGCGAACGUCCUUCUGCAGUGUCUCAGAGAGAACGUACGGACCGGUACCAUGCUGACCAACCCGUCUCACGUCAAUGGCAACACACGGAGUGGCCUAGGUGAUGAUGGCACCGAGCUGGAUGGUGCCCCGACAAUUGUGCAGAGGGCAAUGACGUUAUUGGACGCACCACCGACGUCCAGAAACCGAGAGGAUGAUUUUCUUCCGUUUGGGAAAAAGCCGAGGACCGGGGCCUUGUUCGACUUUCGUCGAAGUCGAGAGGAAGUGUUCGACGGACAAGGGCACGAGGGAACACGAUCUGAGAUACACCGAGCACUUCCCGCGGUCGACAGCACGUGUCUGGAUGACAAGGGGUCAGACACUACUCUGAAGGGCCCGCCACGUGAGGGCUUUAGGGGGAGAGAUUCUGACGAGCGUGUGGACGCCCUCGACAGGAAAGCUGACUUCGGUCCUGCACAUGGCAGUGCCGAAUAUCUUGCAGGGGCAUCCACGACUACGUCAGUUGACGAGAGGAACAAACUGUCGAUUGGUACCGGAUCUGGAAAUAGCCCCUGCCUUGCUGCGCAAAUACCCGUUCGGUCACCGGAAGCUCUCCUGCACCGUGUUGUUUCUGCAGCCACAACCGCCAGCGCGGACGGUGACAAGUGGAUAGAUAAGGCACAAACACGCGGCACGAAUGUCGCAGGUACGACAAUCCAGGAAAUCUCGGACUCUGUUGACGGCAGCGUUGAUGAGGAAACCAGCGAAAGCUCAAAUCCGCACGUGAGAAACGGGAUGAAGCAAGAAGUCGAGGACCUGGGAAAUCAUUUGCGAACGAGUUCAGCAACGUCAGAAAAAACGAUUACCGACGACAUGCCGGUUUGCCGCAAAAUAGGACUUGAUGCCGAUUCCGCGAUUGAAAAGACCGGUGGCGGUGAAUGUUCAAGUGGGCCUGCGGGAGUGAGAGAAGUUAUUAUCCCUUGCGCUCAAGAUGGACGUUCAACUGCUUAUCGGAGUCGAGAGCCUGUCGCGCCAGAUCGCACCGAGUGUAUCACCAGGGGUACUGGCGACGAAAAUGUGAUCUCUGAGCGGGAGCGCGUCCUAAAUGUUCUGCAGAACCUCAAAGAAUUCGCUUUACCUGUUGCGAGUAAAGGAAAGUGUCAAAAGAUUCAAUGCGCUUCACAGUCGCUUGUGCUGAUUGCGGGUGCUCCAAAAGAAGGCAGCGACGGCGAAAAAAGGUGUAUCGUCAGCGGGAGUGAUGAUACGCCGCAGUUCGCGGCGUGGUGCGCCCGAGCACUAGACGACUUCACGGAAUUCGCACGGACAGCUGACGAGAGCCAGCUAGAACCGUUCGCAGUGUUGCUUCGCGGCUGCCUUGCCACGCUCACUCUGCCGUCAUACCUUUCGGAGGCCGAACAGCUGUCUUUAUUGGCAUCUGUUCUCACGUACUAUUGCAACUGCUUUGAAUGCUCCGGAAAGCAACAGGCCAUUGCCCCUUCAUCAGGGGACAACGCAGCGUAAACAGGUGACCAGUUGGCCAUGAAACGGCUGAACACGGUGCCAGUCCAGUUGUUUAUAGUGGUGACGGGUCCUUGUUUAUAACCAAAGGAUUUUUGUUAACCGGCAUCUUCGUUUCGAAGUUAAACCUCUGUGGUCGAGACGAGGUCGUGGUGCUUGCUGGGGGUGAACUCCCAAAUCUACAGCGCUCUGCAGGAAGGUGUCCGUAUUGGACAUUAUACAACCCGCUGUUUCUCUAGAGGACUUCAGGAGUAGUGCUGCCCUCAACGAUUGAAGCCACGGAGACUGGUGCAACGGCUCAAAAUCUGUGGCUCACUCCAGGUCGACUCAGGACUAACCGACGGCAGAAUGGAAUUUCUCAUCCACUGUGCCCGUGAUGGUGCAGAUGAUACUUCGUGGUGCUGUUUCUGUAUAUCAGCGCGUUAACAGGGUGGGUCAUCCGUGGUUCCUAUACUCUCGUGAGGUACCAGUGCGCCAGCCACCUUCCCAGCGUAUAUUCCUCAUUUCUGUUAGGACAUGUGCUGCGGUUAAGCUGGACGGACUGACUUUCCUUCUACAAGUUUCAUCGCCUACGUAUCCAGGGUUCUGUCUCAUAUGGUUAUGUCGAUCCCCCUGAUAGCUGCCACUGUACAGCGCAUCGUCGGCGUGCGCGAGGUUGCGGUGUGCAGGCCGUUUUUUUUGUCAUACCCGCUGCAAAGAUUUUUCAUUUAUGCUGUUGUCGGCGGCGUGAUGGCUCGUGAUGAAGACGGCCAGGUAAUAUAUCUCUUGUCAGGACUACACAAUCAGUGCGGAGCAAGACUUGCUGUUGAAAGUGUGGAGUCUGACGCGCGCCAAUGGUGGCUAUCCGGUCUGGAGGAUGAAUGGUGUCGCGCUAAUUGACACACAGGGCAGUCGUUUCCAUGUAACAUGUAUGCCAUGAUCGGGCAUUUGCAGGGACUCGGAGUUUUACCGCUUGGCAUUCCGACGUUUCAGGGGGGGGUCUGUUAUGUCGGUGUUAUGUAGAUACUCGCGCCAAGCCAUUAACCGCAGGUGCUCUUGCAUUCUCACAAAAACGGACAGUCGAGGUUGUGGUUGAAGUGCCUGGGCGUGGGACGCAUGUCUUGUUGUUCUGCGGGGUGUUGUUUUUGUUAUUGGUUAGGGGCUGAUUCCAGGCUGCCGCAUUGUUUCAUGUUGAGAGACGAAGGGUGGUUUGUUGUGUAUACUGUGGUAACGGCUGUGUAAGUGUGAACAAGAGCAUGUAGCGUGUGCGGACUGAGACAAGUGGGUUCGUGACUGAUCCUGACUGUCUUAUGUUUCGUGUCAAGUAUUAUCUAUUGAUCAAUGUC